AAGCUUUAGGAACGAUGAGCUUAUGGCUGAGGUAGACCCCGGGACAGCCACGGGCUCGCGUCGCGGUCGUGGCCCGGGCCUGCGCCUCGGCCAUCGGCGACCUCAAACCUGGGAGAUUUCCGACUCAGACGCCGAAGGUGCCCCCGCUAGGGAGGUCGACACCCAAGCCCCGAGUACAGUAGGAGAGCGCAGAGCUGCGGCCAAGGCUUUACGGGCAGAUCAGGUUCUGGGGCGUCUGGUGGUGUGCGUGGACCCAGCUGUCCUGGAAGAUGCAGGCUCCGACAUCCUGAUGGAGGCGCUGGCCACGCUAGGCUGUGAAUGCCGCAUCGAGCCGCAGCACCAGGCACGUAGCCUGCAGUGGAACGUUGUGAGGCCCGACCCGGCGCCCAGCAAUGUGCCUCUGGAGGCGAAUCCUGAAAAUGAACAGGAACAGUUGCUGCUGCUGGAACCUCAGGAAUUUCUUCAGGGUGCCGUGCAGCUGACCCAGAUCACAGACCCACCUUGCUCCAUCCCCUGGCUGUCUCCCAAGAGUCUCACCCGUUCCCACCUGGCUGUCAUUGGAUUGGAUGCAUACCUGUGGUCUCACCAGCCCAGUUCUCAGAAGACAUGGCAACUAAAGAAGUCACAGGAAGCCCAUGCCAGGGAAGCUAUCAGCUGGCCCGAGGUGGAGGAGGCCCUGGUGCUGCUUCAGCUCCGUGCAAACCUGGAUGUGCUGCUGGUGGCCUCAUGGCAGGAGCUGAGUCAGUAUGUGUGCGCCUUCACCAAGGCCCUCUCCCAGCUCCCCUCCAAGCAGUUCCGGGACUCCCAGGCCUUUUCUUUCUGCACAGCAGGCCAUUGGGCCUCAGGCCAGCAAGUGACCAGAGAUGGCUCCGGGCUCAGAGGAGUGUGGUGGCGGCAAAUCAGACAGUUCAACAGGGUCAGCCCAGCUGUAGCUGACGCUGUUGUUACUGCCUUCCCCUCACCCCGCCUUUUGCAACAGGCUCUACUGGACUGUAGCACGGAGCAGGAACGCCUGAGCCUCCUAGCUGACCUCCCUGUGAAGGCCCACAGGGGCAAGCAGCCUCGCAGAGUGGGGCCUGACCUCUCACGCAGAAUCUGUAUCUUCUUGACCACCACCAACCCAGACCUCCUGCUGGACCUGAGCUCUUGACCACACCUAUGCCAUCCUUGGGUCACCUCCUGCCCAUCAGCACAACAGGACAGGCCCGCCCAAGAGUCUAAUUACCCUGAGGGGCAGGCAAGGAUGUUUGGGUCCAGCCCAUACCUUUUUCAGACUGGGGUAUACUCUGUUGCCUGAUGGCCAAGUGGAAGCACCAUGGGAGGUGGGGGAGGGUAAGGGAAGCGGAGGUGAACAGAGGAGUGGAGGGUAGUGGCCACAAGAGCCCUAGGGCAACUGGGGUCUCAACUUGCCUUUGCCUGGACACUUGUUGCAGGAGCUUAGUAGGGGGUCUGAGUGCCUAGUUGUGCUAUUACAGCCUCAUGCUGUCUGGAAGUUUAGGGUACACCCUCAGGGAGAAGUACUCAAUGAUCCGUCUCUAAGCUGCCGGACAGAGACAGAAGGUAAACAAUAGACAAGGCAGCUUGGGCGUUUGUGAGGGCUCUUUUAAUGAUAUAACCUCUGGGGACGAGACAAAAACCCUUCACAGGCAUCCGCUGACAUCUCUGUAACAGGAGCAGGAGCUAACAACAUGCAAUGCAAGUCAGGAAAACCCCAAGGCCCUGUGGGUCGGGACAGCCCAUCUUUUCCCUGGGAUAUGAAUGUACUCCCCUUCGUCAGGAGCCUCCCAGGCUUGGCAUCUAGGUCCACAAGUGCCUAGCUACAGUUCCCAAGACGAGCAGGAGCACUGCUUCGCUGCCAGCACAGGCAAUAGGAUGGCCUUCAUACUCCAUGGCCAACAGAGAGACUGGCCUGGCCUCGGGGAGAUAGGGAAAGCCUAGACCUCAGCUCUUCCCUCUCCUGCUGCCCUGGAAGGGCAAGAAAGAAAGGUAUCUGCAUUCCCAGGGAGAGAGAAGUCAGCUUCUUCGGCAGCGCUUCCUCUGACAGGGCCUGGUCUCAAGACUCUCAGCACCAGGUGUAGCUGUGCCAGGAGGGGGAACGGGGGAUUUCCAGUGGUUGCAGUUCAUGCUCAGGACCCAGCCCAGCUUGUUAUGCAGCACUUGCUUGAGGCCAGGUGGCAAGGGCAGGCCCUCAAGGGUGUCCCCUGAGUUUGGCCGCAGUUGGCGCAGGCGGUAGCAGCACAGGUAUUGCAGGGAUGUGGAGCUGGCACAGGAGCGGAUGACUUUCAUGCUGCUCUUGGCAGCUGUUGAGCAAACCAUCGGGUAGAACCUUCUGUUUUGAAGCCGAGUAGCAGCCACUCCUGGAAGGAAGGCUCAACCUGAGUGCCAUGUAGGUUGGGAGCCAGAAAGCUCCUCCUACAAUGUACCAAGGUGAGCAGCUCAACUUGUGUAAACACAGAAGACAGACUCUGGUCUGGCCAGGUAACCCCAACCUGGCUUCGGCCCUGCCUACCCACCCUCAGGAGCCUCAAGUCAGACUGCCUGGUCCCACCCCUAAAGGCUCCGCAAAGACAUCCUCACCUAUGCACUUCCUGUUCUUGAAAAAGGUCAGUGUUCCAUGCCAGGUAUCCAAGUGUACACCAAUAAUCGAGCCCUGGCCGAAGCGUGAAGAGAAGCUUGUCUUGUCACCUUUGUGGUGAAGGAGCCCUGUAAGGAGCAGAGGGGUAAGCCUGGAAGGUCUGUGGCACUGCCAGGCCCACCUGUAACCCAGGCAACACCCACCAGUGUAGGAGAGCCCCCAGCUGUCUUCAUCCCUGCCAAGCAGGCUGCAGAACGUGUGGUGGUACUUGUCCAGAUCAACAUCUGAUGUCCCAAUGCCCACCAUCUGCAAACAGUGGGGCUGGACAGUUAGGUGCCUAGUGGCAAGGCCCGUGGCACCUACCCUCUUGCUUGGCCAUUUACCAUGUCAGUGCCAUACACAGGAGAGGUCAUCUUGAUUUCCCAGAAGUGUUGGCCAUCCCCUAGCUCCUUGGUGCCCCGAAUGGCUGCAGUGCCACAGCUAUACUCCAUGUGAAAGCUGACCUUGCGAUUGUCACAGCUCAGCAAGGUGGCUGAGGACUUGUUCAGGUCAUCCCAGACCCAGUCAAAAUCUGUUAAGACAGAGGGCCCAAACUAGGGAGGGCUAUAGCAAAGAGGUGCCUUCCUGGUCCCAGAGAACCUGCCCAGCCCUCCACAUGUCUCAGUGGCAAGACACUCACCCUCAUCCUCCUCACCACAGCGGCAGUCCUUGCCACGGUGUGUUGUGUGUAGACUGUUGCAGAAGGUAGCCUCGUUCUGGCCCUCACAGUCACAGAAGGACUCUCCUGUCACAGGCACAGCACUGGGGAUGGAUGGUGGCAGGGAAGAGUACUCAGGGUCAGAGUCGGAGUCACUAUGCUGGGAGGGAAGGGGCAGGUUGUCCUGUUUUAUGACAGCUCUCCCUUUGCCAGGCUACCCAACCCCUUCUCAAAUCCACCAGGUAAGAAUCUAGACACCUGUGGUUCUCCAAUACUCAACAUAAACAACUUGAGUGCUAAGACUCCCAGCCUGAGAGACAACAAUGAGAUGGGAGGUGGUCCUGGAGGAGUGACUUCUUACUUGGCUUCUUAAUGGAUCUCUGGAACUCAAUAUAGCCCUCUGCAUUGCCACACAGAAGCCCUAGUUGCCAUAGGCCACUCAGCACCCACCUGCUGUCUUCUCUAGGUAGCUCAAGGUCUCCUAAACCACAGGGCUGGUGCUGUCAUCAAGGUCUAGCAUCUGGCUCCACAGAGCCUAAGACCUAACUAAGCCUUGGGAUGUCUCCAAGGUCACUGGAAUCAAGAAGAGGAAGGAUGCUUAAUGAGGUCAAAUGGGCUAAUGCAGCUGCUUCAAGCCUCAGCUGCAGCAAACUCCUCCAAAGAUGCAGUCCUUGUGGCUUGGGCUCUCAGGCCUCAGAGCCUGGUUGGGGGUGUAAAGAAAGCUGAGCUGGUCAAGUUUCAACUACUGACUGACCAAUCAACUUUAUUGCUAUUCAGACGCUCUGCAGAGCCUUGGAUCCCUGUUUUGGUGCUAGGGUUCAGGCUAGCUAACCUGAUGGUCCCUGAAGCUUUGGCCUCUACCUCCUUGAGCUGCCCUGCUGUGCCCCACACAGUGAUCCAGAACCCCCCUAUAAUGGCAACCACAUCACAGUUCUAACCCUCCGACCCAGAAUUAGAUCUAUUUGCAGUCACAAAGUCAUCCUGCUAUAAGCAGGGCACUCACUGCACUUCUCUACAAGGAAGCAUUCAGCUACCAAGAGGAUCUUGGACCACAUUCACCCUGUAUUUGUCUUCACAAUACUCAGGGUCUCCACCAUCCUGGUCUCUGCUUUUGCAAGAUCACCAGCUCCUCAGGGAGGGCCCCAAAUCAUCUAGAGAUAGAGAACUAUCAUCGUGGAUGUACAAUAUCAUGAGCAGGUGAGGAAAUGUCCAGCAAUAGGGCGCUGACACAAUUCUGGGUCCUGUGUGCUGGAAUAGGGGAAUGUAACCCACAAGGAGCCAGACUGAAUGUUUGGUUAGCAACUUAGGCCACUCAGAAGCCAAAUAGACCAGCUACUUUUCGUGGUGGAAAGCCUCAUACCUCAAAGCAGACCUUGUACCCCAUUGGCAAAGAUGGGAUCUUCUAAAGCCAAGGCAGAUCCACUGAAUAAGGAGCCAAUCUGCCUAGGACAGGAGGAAGGGCAGAUGCUGCUCAACCCAACCUGGGCCCAGGAACACCCACAACUGCCUGCCACAUGACUACAUGGCAAGCUUAUUACAUGAUGGAAGACAGGCAUGUGUGUGUCACUGUGAUGACUGUGAGGCAGGAACAGGCAUAUAGGCUGUUUCAGGUGCAUUGUCAUUAGGAACUGGAAGUGUAGCUGAAAAAUUGGGCUAACAUUUAACCUCAAAAGACCCCAAGAAGGGCCUGGGGCACUGCUGACCUAGUCAGUAAAUCACUUUCCUCACAGUCUGGUGAUCCUAUGAGCUUCUAGAAAGGACCCUAAUCAUAACCCCAACCCUAGACCUGUUACAGAGAGCUAUGACAUCAGAGUAGAGGCAAUAUAGGGCAGGGCCAGAAUACCAGUCUGAUAUCAGCAAGGCAAGUCAGCAGUCACAUCCGAGAACCCAGUCAGGCACAUGACGCUGGGUAUCCACCCUGUGCCUGCACUCCUGGGCCUCUCCGAGCUCAGAGUCUCCAACAAAGGAAGUCUUGGGACAUUUAAACUUCAAGAACUAUAAACAUUACAAAGAAAAGGCAUUUGCUGAGGACCCUAAGUGUCACAUGGUAGAGAACAUGACUCCGGCAAGUUCUGACCUCCACAUGUUCAUCACAGCACCUGUAUGCCCAAACACAAUAAAAUGCCUCAAGUCCAA
Molecule: messenger RNA, 5408 nt
Organism: Grammomys surdaster
Lineage: Eukaryota; Metazoa; Chordata; Mammalia; Rodentia; Muridae
Gene: Eme2
Product: essential meiotic structure-specific endonuclease subunit 2
Exons: 8
Coding region: 23-1150 (375 amino acids)
Biological process (GO): replication fork processing; resolution of meiotic recombination intermediates; mitotic intra-S DNA damage checkpoint signaling
Cellular component (GO): nucleus; Holliday junction resolvase complex
Molecular function (GO): DNA binding; nuclease activity
Source: RefSeq, a predicted model, not a curated record